Heterocephalus glaber (naked mole-rat) is the source of this 3552-nucleotide messenger RNA. NCBI's taxonomy places the organism in Eukaryota, Metazoa, Chordata, Mammalia, Rodentia, Bathyergidae. The record is from RefSeq and is a predicted model, not a curated record.
CGGGACCGGAGGAGACAGAGCUCCGCCUGGAAACGGGACAGAAGGGUUUCUACAACCGUGCUUGACUUGCAGCGCGGCAGGUGUGCGGCCCCCUACCGGGCCGACUUCCUCCUCAGCCUUCCAGCGUGACAGGUCUCCGACCAGGGAAAGGGCUCCGGCCCCGACCCUGCAGCCCUGGAGUGAGUCCCCGGGGCGCCGGUCCAGAGCCUCCUCUCCUUCCCGCACUCUCCCUGACUCCUCUGCAGAGGCUGGGCCCCUACAACCCUGCUCUCUUAGAGCUGGCGGCCAGGAGCACGGGUUUGGGGCACAGUGAGCCCUCCGCGGUGAAAUGAAGCCCUGAGGGCCGAGGAGCUCCUGGGCUGGCGCUGGUGGGCGCUGGAGCCUGGCCGGGGGUGGGGUGGGGGCCGCCCCGAGGCUGCUGGGACAAAGCCCCAGGCUCUUUGUCUGAGGCCCCCUCCUGAGCUGUGGCGUCCAGGCCUUUACCCAGGACUUUGCAUGAGGCCAAAGAAGGUUGGAGCCGCUCCCCUACCCACCCCUGCUGUCCGGAGGGAGAAACUUAAAUCUGCUCGGAAAGCCGGGGGGGGGUGGUGGUGCACAGAAGUGGAAGGUGUGAGUGAUCAGGACAGGCAGGACAGCUGGAGUGCUCCACACUGUCCAGGGCUCGCGGUGAACCUCCCCCGCGCAGAGAGAGUGCAGGUGGAUUGGAGAGUUAUGAGUGCCAGCCACUGAGGUCUGACUCUGUGGGUGGAGUUCAGGACUGCCCCUCCCUUCGCUUCUCAUCAUCAUUUUCAGUCCCCCCAAGUCAGCUCAGGGCCCAUUCCCUGCCAUCUCGGAACACAUCCACACCCACCCUGGGCUCCCCACCCAGGGUGGGUAAUGCCCCAAAUACACACCCAUCAUCACCUGCCAGGCCAGGACUACAGGCCUGGCUGGCUCAGCUUAGCCAGGCAGUGCACCAGCCUCUCAAAUCUCCGUGCUCUGGAGUGUGCUGUGGUCUCCCUGGAGGCUGCUGGUAAUAAACGGCCCCUCCCCCUUCUGGGAAUCUGUAGCCAGGACAACGGUGUAGAACCCUUCCCUCCUCAGGCCAGCUAGAAGCUCCAGCCAGGCGAGCUGGUGGUGAGGCCUUAGGCUGGGGGGGACAUGAGUAAGAAUCACAGGCAAAGGGCCAGCACCUCUGGCCCUUGCUCUAGGCUGAGGGCAGAGAGCAUAAAGAAGACAUCAGGGGGCUGGGGAUUUAGCUCAGUGGCGCUGGCCUUAUAAGCAAAAGGUCCUGAGUUCGAUCCUUGGUACAAAAAAAAAAAAAAAGACAUCAGGGGAAGUGGACACACUGGGGAUACCUGUGUGGCUAGAUGUCCCAUGCCCUGGGUAUCUCCUUGGGCCUUCUCAGAGAGGGACCCCCUGUGACCUGGCUGUGCUGCCUGGUCCUCUGAUACAUAAGGCGAACCCAACGGCAUCUGGGAUGCAGGGCAGAUGUGGCCCUGCUACCCCUUAGCUCCCCACCUACUUCUAGGAUGGCCCCCAAGCCUGGCCAGGAGUCUGAAGAGGAGCAGGUGCCACUGGCCCUGGCAGGAAGGGAGCCAGUUGGCAAUGACUCUGGGCCUCCAGCCACCAUACCUACAGACACCAUGGCUUCCUCAUGCCCUUGUAACACCAGGCCCCCAUCCACAGAGGUGGGGUCCAUCAGCACGAAGUCCAUCCACAGGGCCAGGCCUGAUGGUGCAGUGAGGUGCUGGGGCUGUAGGUUAGUGCUGGAAGCCCUGGACCCCUGGACACUACGGUUGCUUUGGGAGCAGCGAGAACUGGAGAUCCAGGCUCUGCGGUGGGCUAUCUGGCGGGGCCAGCAUGCUCGGCAGCAGCACAUCCUGCAGGAGGUGGCAGGACUCCCACCUGAGAGGUCAGCCCAGCUCAGCUCCUCCAAGAUUGCUUCUCCUCCCAAGAGCUCCCACAGCCAGGACACAUUCCUGCAGAACCAGGUCCAGAAGCUGACUGUGGAGCUGAGAGCACAGAAGGAACAAGCCCAGCUGGAGAGGGAGUGCUUAGAGGCACAGCUGGCACAGACCAUGGACAAGCUGCAGCAACUGGAGGCUGAGCUGCAGGCCUUCCAGAAGUCCUGCCUCCUGCAUUUAGCCCAGUCCUCCUGGCUGGGCCGCAUCCUGUGGUCCCAGACAGGCAGUGUGGAGGUGAUCACCACAGACACUCUAAUGGAGCCUGGGGACUCCUCCGAGGGUGAUCAGAAGCCCACUGCUGGGGAGGGCUUCCAGAUGGAGGAUGUAGAUUGGAACAGCAUUGCUCAGCGGUACCCCAACCUUCUCACCAGCAUCCAUUCCAGCUCAGAGCAAAAGCAGCCCCAGCUGCCCUCAGGGCUGGACUCACCAGGCUCAGACUCCCCCUGCCAGCUUGUGGAGAGGCAGCACAAGAGCCUGGAGUGGAGCACUCUGCCCUUGGAGGGCACUAGCAGCUCGGGCAUUGCCAGCUUGGACUCCAGCAGCCGCCAGCUGGUCCUGCAUCCCUGGGUGCAGAAGGUGAUAGGGCACCCGCCACCGGCAGCAGACGCUGCCUCUUCUGAACAGAUCGAAGUGUUGGCAAAGAGCUUCAGUGGAGACUCUGAAGAUCUCCGGAAAUGCGUUCCCACCAGUUCGGCCAGCUCUCCCUGGAGCCCGGGGCAGACCUCUGCCCCCCUGCGCCGGGCACACACCGAGGUGAGGGGCAGUCCAGCCAGAGCGGGUCGGGAGGGCAUGAGGGCAGGGCGGAGUCUGCACAGCACCCGCUCCCGCCCUAGCCGGGCCUGUGGCAGCCUGCAAAUCGUGGCUGUCAGUCACCGGGAGAAGUUCCUGGGCAUCCUCAACUGCUCAUCACCGGACACGGCAGACCUGGGUGGCUUGGUGCUGCGGCAGCGGGUGUGGGACUGUCUGGUGCACAUGUUCCGCUUCCCCCGCACGAUGCUGGAGCCUCGGCACCACCUCACGGUGUGGGGAGAAGGCACCGGGGGCAUCCAGCAGCAGCCGCCCUUGUCCUCCGGCCAGGACCCCCUCCAAUUCCACUGUGGCUGGGACUGUGUGACGCUCCUCCUGGAUGCCGAGGGCCAGGUCCUCAGUGAGCACCAGGCGCCACUCCACGUGACCUCGGGUUUGAGCAUCUUCGCCAACAACACCGACUGGUCCAUUGACCGCUUCCCGCUCCCCAAGGCCGGAGCCGGACCCAAUCCCGGGCAUCUCCAGCGCAGACCUCAGCCCUCGAGCCAGGGCCGGGCGCCGAAGGCUGAGAAGCCUGUCCACCCGCGGGAGGUGCCAGCGCAGCCUGAGGGCGCCAAGCUCAAGAUGUCCGAGCCCCUGCCUACCAUCCCUGAGGCAGCGUGGAACCUGGAGCCUGGCGUACUGGGGAAGGAGUGCAGGGUCUGCGUGCGCCAGAGAGGUGUGGACCUGGGCUGCCCCAUGGUAGCCCUGUCGGUACAGAGCACAGCAGAGAGCCGGUUCGGCUUCUGUUUCCUCUGUUGCCCACCCAUCACCGCAGAUGUGCACCUCUGGCAGGUGUAGACCACACAGAAAUCCAGCC